AUGAUUCUUUCAAGUGUGGUCAAAACUGCCAUUGCAUUAGCAAUGCUUGGCUAUAGUGCUGCUUCGCCUACUCCAUCUCUGAGUAGUGUUGCUGAUUCCCACCCUACUGUUCCUAACGAAUUGACCCUUGGUGUCAAGCAAGUGCCAAAUAUUCUCAAUGAAACUGCCGUUGAUGCUAACCAAGUUGCUAAAGGUUACUCGCUUACUAACGUCACUGCUACUCCUCGUGGUCUUACUGGGUUAUUGAACUUGAAAGGUGCUACCAAUAUUUACGGUUAUGAUUUUGACAAACUUAACUUGACUGUCACUUACCAACUGGACAACAGAUUGAACGUCCGUAUCGCUCCAGUUAACUUGACCGACGUGUACAUCUUGCCAGAACUGUUGGUUGCAUUGCCUAAAGUUGAAGGUGAUGUCAAUACAUUUGAAUUUGAAAACUCCGAUUUGAUUUUCAGUUACGACAGUGAAAAUUUCGGAUUUGAAGUCAAGAGAGCUUCUACUGCCGAAGUCUUAUUCUCCACCAAAGGUAACCCAUUGGUGUUCUCUAACCAAUUUGUUCAAUUCAAUACCACUUUACCAAAGGGCCAUCAAAUCACUGGGUUGGGUGAAUCUAUCCACGGCUCCUUGAAUGAACCAGGUACCGUCAAGACCUUAUUUGCUAAUGAUGUCGGUGAUCCAAUCGAUGGUAACAUCUAUGGUGUCCACCCAGUCUACUAUGAUCAAAGAUAUGAUACUGGAACUACUCACGGUGUUUAUUGGAGAACCUCUGCUAUUCAAGAAGUGGUUGUUGAGGACCAAUCGCUUACUUGGAGAGCCUUGUCUGGUGUUAUUGACUUAUACUUCUUUAGCGGUCCUGAUCCAAAGGAUGUCAUUCAACAAUAUGUUAAGGAAAUCGGUUUACCUGCUAUGCAACCAUACUGGGCCUUGGGUUACCAUCAAUGUCGUUGGGGUUACGACACCAUCGAUGAUGUCAAGAAUGUUGUGGAAAACUUCAAGAAGUUCAACAUCCCAUUAGAAACCAUCUGGACUGAUAUCGAUUACAUGGACACUUACAAGGAUUUCACUAAUGAUCCAUACAGAUACCCUACUGACAAGUACCAACAAUUAUUGGAAGAACUUCACUCCAACAACCAACAUUAUGUUCCUAUUUUCGAUGCUGCCAUUUAUGUUCCUAACCCAAACAAUGCCACUGACAACGCCUACACUCCAUUCCAUGCCGGUAACGAAUCCGACAUUUUCUUGAAGAACCCUGAUGGAAGUUUGUACAUUGGUGCCGUGUGGCCUGGUUACACUGCCUUCCCAGAUUUCUUGAAUAACAAGACCCAAGAAUACUGGAAUGAGCAAUUCAAGACUUGGCACGACAGAAUUCCAUUCGAUGGUAUCUGGACUGAUAUGAACGAAGUCAGUUCCUUCUGUGUUGGUUCCUGUGGUAGUGGAAGAUACUUUGACAACCCAGUCCACCCACCAUUUGCUGUUGGUGCUCCAGCAACUUCAUACCCAUUGAACUUUAAUGUUACUAAUGCUACUGAAUGGGCCUCCAUUUCCUCCGCUAUUGCUGCCACUGCAUCUACCCCAGUUCCAGAAGCCACUUCUUCUUCAUCUUCAUCCAUUGAUUCCAAGAACACUCUUGCUCCAGGUAAGGGUAACAUCAACUAUCCACCAUAUGCUAUCAACAAUGCUCAAGGUGAUCACGAUUUAGCCACCCAUGCUGUUUCUCCAAAUGCUACCCACGUUGACGGUACUGUUGAAUAUGAUAUUCACAACUUGUAUGGUUUCACCCAAGAAAAGGCCAUUUACAAUGCCUUGCUUAACAUUGCUCCAGACAAGAGACCAUUUAUUAUCGGUAGAUCCACCUUUGCCGGUGCCGGACACUAUGUUGGUCACUGGGGUGGUGACAACAGUGCUGAUUAUGACAUGAUGUACUUUUCCAUUCCACAAGCCUUUUCCAUGGGUCUUUCUGGUGUUCCAUUCUUUGGUGUUGACGUUUGUGGGUUCAAUGGUAACACUGAUAUGGAAUUGUGUUCUAGAUGGAUGCAAUUGGGUUCCUUCUUCCCAUUCUAUAGAAACCACAAUGUCCUUGGAGCCAUUUCCCAAGAACCUUAUGUCUGGGAACUGGUUACUGAAGCUGCCAAGACCAGUAUGAACAUCAGAUACUUGUUGUUGCCAUACUACUACACCUUGUUGCACGAAUCCCAUACUAGUGGUUUACCUAUCUUGAGAUCAUUCAACUGGGAAUUCCCAUACGACAAGAAGUUGAGUGGUAUUGACAAUCAAUUCUUUGUUGGUGAUGCUUUGGUGGUUACUCCAGUCUUACAACCAGGUGUUGACAAGGUCAAGGGUGUCUUCCCAGGUACUGACGAAGUCUACUACGACUUCUACACCACUGAAAAGCAAAACUUCAAGAAUGACAAGAAUGAAACUCUCGACGCUCCAUUAGGUCACAUUCCAUUACAUAUCAGAGGUGGACACAUUCUUCCAACUCAAGAACCAGGAUACACUACUACUGAAUCCAGAAAAAAUCCAUUCGGAUUGUUGGUUGCCUUGGACAAGGAUGGUAAGGCUGCUGGUAAGUUGUACCUUGACGAUGGUGAAAGUUUGAAUGUUACCGAAAGCUUGUAUGUUGAUUUCGUCGCUGGUGACAAUGAAUUGUCUGUCAGUGCCUUUGGUGACUACAAGGUCGAACAACCAUUGGCUAAUGUUACCAUCUUGGGUGUUGACAAGAAGCCAGAAGGUGUCAAGUUUGGUGAUUCCAAGGUUAAUUACAAGUACGAAAAGGGUACUGUUUACAUUACCGGUUUGGAAAAGUACACCAAGGAAGGUGCAUUUGCUGAAGAAUUUACUGUCUCUUGGUAA
Molecule: messenger RNA, 2853 nt
Organism: Spathaspora passalidarum NRRL Y-27907
Lineage: Eukaryota; Fungi; Ascomycota; Pichiomycetes; Serinales; Debaryomycetaceae
Gene: GCA2
Product: Gca2p
Exons: 1
Coding region: 1-2853 (950 amino acids)
Biological process (GO): carbohydrate metabolic process
Molecular function (GO): hydrolase activity, hydrolyzing O-glycosyl compounds; carbohydrate binding
Source: RefSeq, a predicted model, not a curated record